CCUCCCUCCCGUGUUCAUCUCUCCAUCUCUCAGAGUGAUAGUCAGUGUUGAUCUUCUCCUUGUUGGGGCAGCCUCAUUUCUCCUGAAGGAUGUCGGGCCCUCUGAUUACUAGCUCCUGCUCUGUCGUCCUCCUGCUGUCUCUCUCCCUGGCCCUCCUCCUCUCGCCGCCGCCGCUGGACGCUAAGUCGUUGUCUGCUGCCCGUGGCGUAGGGGGACGAGGUCUGGACGCCACAGGAGGCGGGGUUAGGCGUCUCCGCAGAGACCUCCGUGAUUCGCUGCCGUACGAGGCCGGGAUGAUGUCAUAUCCUGGUGAAUCGUCUGACUUCUUGACCCGGCGGGGGGACAACAAGGCACUCUACCAACCAGAGGAGUGGACGGGGCAGGGCUUAGGACAGGCUCUGCAGCAAUUGGUGGAGAACGACCAGAGGCGGGAGCAGGAAACAGCACACUUGGCCGAGUUGCUCCGCCUCCUCAGUGAAGCCAACGUCCAGGGGGCCGGAGAGGAGUUCCAGGGGCCAGGGGACUUCCAGGCUCCCUAUCCCCCAGACUACGAUGAGACAGAGCAGGGGAUGAGAAUGGGAAAGCCCCAGGCUGCAGCUCCAUGGCAGGGCCUACUGGAUCCCCAGCUCACCCAGGCCCUGCUCAACAGAUACAGGCAGGAGAGGCUGCAGCAGCAGGCCGGGUUACCAGGUCUACCAGCCACCAUCAACAGGCUUACAGACAACAGGCUGGAAACAGGCAGCCAGGACCGAGACGAGGAGGCUCUGAGAUACCUGGUAGCCAAGGUCCUGUCCAGCAUCAGUCCCACCAAGCCCCAGGGUUCUUCAGGCCGCAGGGCAAAGAGAGACCUGGUGUCUGGAGGUGGUGGUGAGGGGGUCAGAGCAGUCUCCAGCCCAGUCCUCCACAGGUCCCGUCGCUCCGUCGACUCCCCUCCUUCCCCCUCCCUAAGCCUGGAUCCCUCUCUGGGGCUGCUGAGGGUCAAGAGGCUGGGGGUGGUGGUGGAGGGACCUGGAGCGCCGGGGGGAGAGAGGGAGGGCCACAGGACCCCCGACCACAUGCUGGAGCUUCAGAGGAUGAAGAGGAUCGACACCGAACUGCAGCCCCAGCCUGGUGGAAGGCCCGGCCGCAGAAGACGAGCCCUGAACUACGACCCCAUUACCUAUGACCCCGAGCUGCUGGUCCAACAAAUCCUACACUACCUGCCACAGUAGAGAGGGAGAGAUGGAGAGAGAGAGAGACAUAUGAAGAGAGAGACAGAUGGAGAGACAGAGAUGGGGAG
Coregonus clupeaformis (lake whitefish) is the source of this 1279-nucleotide messenger RNA. RefSeq lists its product as uncharacterized. The coding region runs from base 90 to 1211 and encodes 373 amino acids. NCBI's taxonomy places the organism in Eukaryota, Metazoa, Chordata, Actinopteri, Salmoniformes, Salmonidae. Gene Ontology annotation, molecular function: endopeptidase inhibitor activity. The record is from RefSeq and is a predicted model, not a curated record. Gene Ontology annotation, biological process: negative regulation of endopeptidase activity. The transcript has 3 exons.